Messenger RNA from Puntigrus tetrazona (Sumatra barb), 5407 nucleotides. RefSeq names its product testis associated actin remodelling kinase 1a (gene tesk1a). Gene Ontology annotation, molecular function: protein serine/threonine kinase activity; ATP binding. Lineage: Eukaryota; Metazoa; Chordata; Actinopteri; Cypriniformes; Cyprinidae. Gene Ontology annotation, biological process: actin cytoskeleton organization; protein phosphorylation; positive regulation of stress fiber assembly. Gene Ontology annotation, cellular component: nucleus; cytoplasm. The record is from RefSeq and is a predicted model, not a curated record.
ACAUAUUUUUGAUGCGCACAGCGGGCGCUUCUAAAGUCAGCUUUCAAACGCGGUCUGCGUCUCUCCGGCUACUUUAUGGAAACAAAAAAUGAAGAAUGCGGUGCGGAAUCGCAAUAGUGCAGAAUCACACUGGCACACGUUGGAGCGUUUACCGCGCAUGCUCGACCUGCAAACGUCCAGCCUUGCCAAGACCGGCCCCUAUUCUUCACCAAUGAACGGGCAAAUUUACAAGCGGCAUAAGCGGUUCGCUAUGGCCGUGACGGACGGUGACAGCUUGCGAACGAGAUGUUGUUGACAAAACACCGAAGAUCUAAUAAAUGCAACGUCGGUGCCCAAACGAUGAAGUCUUUUCUUCGAUCCUGCUUAAAUCAGAUGGUUUGUUUGUAAAAGCCUUUGGGAGUGAAGCCACCGGCCACAGCUGCAGAUAUCGGAGACAGGACUGCUUAUCAGAGCUAGCGGCGAUACCGCGCGACCUUUCCGGAGGACCGCGAGAGCGACCGGAAAAUGAACCAUGGCAACCGCAUCACUCGGGAAAGAGCUCGAGCGCACUUUUCAUCAUUUGCGUUCUUUUGCCCUUUUUGGAGAAUAUUUAAUUGGACAGUUUUAUGUGGUUUACAACGUUGUGAGACCUUUUAUUAGUUACUGAGUUUUUUUUUUUUGUGAGUGACAUUUGUUGUGCGUCUGACGCGGGAUAUGGAUAUUUGGACUUGGUUGCGUUAAAGGACCCGCUACCUGCCUGUCCAUCAUAAUGGAUCAAGAUGAUAACCAAGAAACAUGUGAACCCCCUCUGCAUGCCCUUUACGGGCCUAACCGGAUCCGGCCGUCGUCGUACCGGGCUCUGCGAAGUGCCGUGUCCAGUUUGGCGAGAAUUGACGAUUUUUUCUGUGAAAAAAUCGGUUCCGGGUUCUUCUCAGAAGUAUUUAAGGUGCAGCACAGAAUCACGGGGCAGGUGAUGGCUCUGAAGAUGAACACACUGGCCAGUAACAAAGCCAACAUGCUGAGAGAGGUGCAACUCAUGAACCGCCUUUGCCACCCCAACAUCCUCAGGUUUUUGGGGGUGUGUGUUCAUGAAGGACAGCUUCAUGCUCUUACAGAGUACAUAAAUGGGGGCAAUCUGGAGCAGCUGCUGGAUAGUGACAUAUAUCUGUCGUGGAGCGUGAGAAUAGGUCUGUCUCUGGACAUUGCAAGAGGGCUGCAGUAUCUACACAGCAAGGGCAUUUUCCACCGAGAUCUUACAUCAAAGAACUGUCUGGUCCGUUGUGACAAUGGUGCUUUUACUGCUGUGGUUGGGGACUUUGGGCUGGCAGAGAAAAUCCCUGAUUAUAGUGAUGCUGUUGAUAAGCAGCCUUUGGCUGUUGUGGGCUCCCCGUACUGGAUGGCUCCAGAAAUGUUAAGAGGAGAGCUAUACAAUGAGAAGGUGGAUGUUUUUGCAUAUGGAAUAAUCCUUUGUGAGAUUAUUGCUCGAAUUGAGGCUGACCCAGAUAUCCUCCCACGAACAGAGGAUUUUGGACUGGAUGUGGACACCUUUGAGCAAAUGGUUGGAGACUGUCCACCUUCGUUCCUUCGCCUGGCUGUCAAUUGCUGCAAUAUGAGCGCAGACAGUCGUCCUGCUUUUUCUGAAAUAGUAGUGACACUUGAGAGGAUAGAGAGAGAGAGGAAGAUGAGUGAAGCUCCAGUCAUCCUAGAACCCAUUACUAUUGACGUCAGCCCGUACAGGAGGAGAAGCUCGCCAUGCCAUCCUGGUGAUCAGCGCCUGUCCCGAAGUCAGUCAGACGUACUGCCACCUGCCACUUCACCGUGUUUAGGCACGCCAGCACGGGUCAACCCGUUCUCUCUCCGCCAAGACCUCAACGGCGGUCGCAUCAAGCUGUUCGACACCCCCAGCAAAUCUGUCAUCUCUCUUACCUUCACCCUUCCACCACCUCCAGAUCCCUGUGCCUCCCCACCACUAAACGGGAGCCCGGGGCUCCGAGGUCCCCCUCGAAGGUGUCGCUCCCUGCCGUGCACCCCCGAGCUGGGACGACAGUUACCCUUCCGGGACCAAGAGGGCCGAGAAGAGGAGGAAAGGACCGAAGAACUGAGAGAUGGAAUGAAAGAGAAAGAGGCGGAAACACGGCAAGAUACAGUGGACGUCGGUCUGGUUCUGGACUUAGAUAUGGUGUCUUUAGAACGGGUAGAAGAGGAAGAGGAGGAUGAAGAGGUGGAGAAGGAGGGACUGAGCCUCGCAGAGCCCAUGGACUGUAGCAGCUCGCCCGACACGGCAGAAGGAAAUGCGUCAGGGAAGCGGCUUAUCAGCGGUUCUUCUUAUUCCUCGUCCCUUCAGUCCAAUGGUUGGGCUGCACCCAUCUCUAAUGGACCACCGUUAUUACCUCCCCUUCCCCGUCUGGACAAUAACAAUGGACUGCUGAGGCCCGGCCGACCGAUGGCAUGGGCGAGACUGAACGGUUACAGAGGCCCCGCUCCGGAGCCUUUACCGCCCACUAACGAACAAGACGAUGUGAUUUCGUGUCCGGCCUGCUGUCUGGCUGGGUUCAGCUUCCCUUCCGUGUGCCUGCGUGGAGCUCCUCCCUCGCGCCGCGGACCUCCGCGUCGACCGUACAGGACCUUCAACGGCGGGGAAGCGUCCGCAGCCACAGCAAAGGGACUGCUCUGUCGGGGAGCAACGGGUCUGGCUCCAUCCACAGCAGCCUGUGAGCCAGGCUUACCCCUACCAGAGGCCCAAACCUAAAGAUGGCCACUGGUCUCAGAAGCUGCAAUGCCACACAGUCAGGAUGCUUAUCUGAGGGGAUGCAGUACGGGUUGAAGGCAUAGUUCACCCAAAAAUUAAAAGGUUGUCACUUGCGCACCCUGAUGUGGUUCCAAACCUGUAUGACUUACUUUAUUCAGGCAAACACAAACAAAUGUUUUGAAAAAUGCCAGUUUUUUUGUCUAUAUGGUGAAAGUCAGUGUUAUUUCAUUGUAUGGAUGUUUAAAACAUCUUUAAUUAUCUUCUAUUUUACCUAAUGAAGAAAGUCAUACAUUUUUCGACACAAGGGUCAGUAAAUAAUGACGCAGUUACACAGUAUAUAAAACAGUCCAGCCGAUAGUGAGAUAUGGAUUAGUACGAUUGUCAAAUUUCAUAGGUUCAAAUAUGAUUUAUCAGUUAUAAAAGUUUCAGACUGAGAGCUCUGAGCUCUGAGAUUCUGCUCUGAAACCAGCAGUGAAUAUGUUUUAAAAAUACUUUUAUUAUAAUAAUAAUUUUAUGGUUGUACUAUAAAAUAAACAUAUUUAUUAAAUGGCAGAUUCUUAAAAAAUCCUUUAAAUGCUAUUAUUAUGAUAUAUUGUUUUGAUUAAUAUUUUUAUUUAAUAAUAUCUCAAAACAGAAAUCAUAAUAUUAAUUGUUGUUUUAUAAUCCUUUUGAAUUAGACUAAAACAAUGGCAAUGUGGCCUAUGAAAACUUAAGUAGAAAGAGAUUACUUUAAACUAGGUUUAAUUUAUAGUUAAAGAAAGAGGUUUAAGAGGUUUGUAAACUUUUUUUCAUUUAAUUUAAAAUGUUUACAUUAUUUCCAAAUUGGUUAACCCUUAAAAGAAUGAAUCGCAUUAAAAAAAAGUGUACGCUUAUAUACAUAUUCUACAAUGAUUCCCACCCCCAAAAUAUAUAUCUGCUUAAAAGUGUCUAUAUACAGUAUAGCAAUAAAACUUUUUGUUUUUGGGUGAACUAUCCCUUCAGAUAUAUGUAUGAGACACGCACAGGAUAGAAGCGAGGAACGAAAGGCAUGCUGGUUCCAUAGUGCCAGUUCUUUAUCAUGGUCUUUUUUUGCCGUAAUUCAGAAUAACUUAAUACUAUUACUGUACAAUAAUGGCUGCUUUUUAUUGUGUGCUCUUUUUGGCUCCAUAAAUGUUUGAUUGACUGAAAGCCACUGUGUUUAAAAAGAAAAAAAAUACCGUGUCUGUAGUAAGGGAGACUUACAUGAUAAUAGUGGCAUGUCGAGCAUUUUAAGCAUAUUAUGAUUUAUUUAUUUAUUAGAUAAGCAUUCCUCUGAAAGACUGAAUGCUCUUCACUUUGGUGUGAGAGUGAACUAGGGUGUGUGACACUGGGUACUGAUGUCGGACAUUAGUUAAGGCAUUUUCGUGAUACAUGUGUAUGUUUAGAUGCAAUGUAUGCAGUAAAUCAUGGUAAUUAUGUAAAGUGUACUGUUUAAUAGGCAUUUUUUAAUGAAAACGUAUACAUUUUGAGUUUUACACAAAAUGAAGACGCGCAGGAGUGCUUGUAGAAGAUAGCAGUUUACAUUUUUUUUAUCUCCCCCUUGUGGUCUGGAGGAUACACUCUUGCUAGAUCACUGCUGCUGUAGAUAAAAAAAAAAAAGACAGAUGUCAGAGGACAUUUACCUUCACGUUUGAUCUAGUUCAGCUUUUCUGUGAUGUUCAAGUUAUGGAAUUGUAUUUAAAAAGCAAAAGAGCAUCUUGCACAAAGUAUUUUCCUGAUGCCACUAACAUUUACUCGAGACAAACAUGACACCCCAGCACAAAUGAUCGACAGUGUUUUGUUUUGGGUUUUUUUUGCUUUGUGUUUAAACACGACGAUAAAUUUCCAAAGGAACCAAGAUUCGUUUCUGGUCAAUACUGGUCUGGGACUGAAACGGUAAUUCAUACCGAGUCUAAACUGAAUUUUUGCAUUCGUUUUAUCAAAUUUCUGAGAUUCUGAAGUCUGUUAUGCUGUGUUGAUUAAGCCUCAGAAACACGUCCACUGAAUUUCCUCAUGCUUGUUUAUGUACAUCUGCUAAUGAAAUGAGCAUAGGAAGUAUCUGCAUGCUGAGUACUGUACAAAAGAGUGAUCUGUACAUAUCAAUGCAUGACAAUAGACAAGAAGCUGUCUAGCACGUUAAAACUUCCCUUCAGACUGGCAUCAGAGGUGAAGUUGUCUCGAGGCAUUUUUGUCUUCUGCAUUCUGAGACAUGGAUGCAAUAAGUGCUCUUGGUUUAAACGGUAACAUAUUUUUUUAAAAGCUUGGUAAGGAAUAUGUUUGAAUGUUUCAUUAGCUUCUUUAAAAGUAUGCAUUUUCUAAUACUAAUCCGUGUAGCAUAGAAUUGGGCUGAAGCUGAUAAUGAAAAGUCGGCUUGAUUAUGACUAUAAUUUUCCAUGCGCAGAAUAGAUGAAAGCAAUUUGAUCAUGUGCAUUUGAACAGCACAGACAUUCAGAACUUGCCUCCUUUGUGUCAGUGAUGAAGUGAUGUUAUAGCGAAUGGGACGUGGAUGGAUAUGUAAGGUCCAUGUGUCAUGUUACUGUGUAAAGAUUUGUUUCUUUCUCUCUGAAAGCAAAGCACUUAUCACUAUUACUUUUAUUAGUUCUGGGGAACAGCAGCUUUAAUAAAUGUCAGUGAAUUGUUAUUUAUGAAAGUGUCAUAAAUUAAAAAAAGAUUGAAUGUAAA